Molecule: messenger RNA, 1566 nt
Organism: Quercus lobata
Lineage: Eukaryota; Viridiplantae; Streptophyta; Magnoliopsida; Fagales; Fagaceae
Product: putative disease resistance protein RGA3
Exons: 1
Coding region: 1-1566 (521 amino acids)
Molecular function (GO): ADP binding
Source: RefSeq, a predicted model, not a curated record
AUGGCAGACCCAACUUCAUAUGUAAUAAAACCAGUUGUGGAUAUCAUCCUUAAGAGUACUACCAAGUUGAUCCGGGAGGAGUUUUCUAGGGUCCAUGGAAUCAAGAAAGUUAUAAAGGACCUGGAAAGUAAGCUCACUAGUAUUCAAAGUGUGGUUGAAGAUGCUGAGAACAAGCAAGUGAAUGAGCCACAUCUGAAAGAUUGGCUCAGAAAGCUCCAGAAUGCAGCUUCUGAUGCUGAAGACAUAUUGGAUGCUUUUACUACAGAAGCCUAUCUUUGGAAACAAAGGCAGAAGGAACAUAAAUUCCCGACCACACUGAGUAUAAGCAGAACAUCCUAUAAACGGGAUGCAGCGCAUAAAAUUGAAAAAAUUUUAGAAAGAUUCAAUAGGAUUGCCAAAGAAAAAGAAGCUUUCCAUCUCAACAUCAAAGUUAAUGGCGGUGAUAUUGUGAGCCCAAAUUACACAGGCUAUUUUGUGGACAAGUCAGGCGUAGUUGGCAGGGAGGAUGAUAAAGAAAGGAUAAUGCAUGUGCUGCUAUCGAAUGAAUUUGAUAAAGAACGAGACGUUUCUGUGAUUCCCAUCAUAGGGAUGGGGGGCCUUGGAAAAACAACUCUUGCUCAACUUCUCUUCAAUGACGAAAGGGUAAAUGAGCAUUUUGAAGCCAAAAUGUGGGUCUGCGUCAUAGUCCAAUUUGACCUGACCAGGAUUCUCAAAGAAAUGAUACAAUUUCAUUCUAAGAUGAAAUUGGAUGACAGCUCCACAAGCGACCUACAAUCCCGGCUUCUAGAAUACAUGGUUGGACAAUGUUUCUUACUUGUUCUAGAUGAUGUCUGGACUGAGGAUUACCUAAAAUGGGAACCCCUAAAGGAUCUCUUGAAACAAGGGGCAAAGGGAAGCAGAGUCUUGGUCACCAGUCGGAUUACCAAGGUUAAGGAUAUCAUAGGUACACAGCCUCCCCAUCUUUUGGGGUAUUUGCCCGGAGAGGAAUGCUGGUCUUUGUUUGCAAAAACUGCAUUUCAGGGUGUCAGUUUGUCCAGCCAAAGGCAGGAAGUCUUGGAAGACAUUGGUAGAGAAAUCGUCAGAAAGUGCAAAGGUCUCCCAUUGGCAGUCAAGGCAAUCGGAGGUCUCUUACGUGGUUGCGUUGAUGAUGUAAACAAGUGGAGGAAAAUUCAAAGCAGUGAAAUAUGGGAGAUAGAGGAAGAGAACUCCGGAUAUGACAAGCCCAAAAUUUUGGCUAUUCUGAAAUUGAGCUAUGACCAUCUACCUUCUCAUCUAAAGCGCUGUUUUUCUUACUGCUCCUUAUUUCCUAAGGCAUACAUUUUCCACAAGGAAGAGUUGGUCAAGCUCUGGCUUGCGCAAAGGUUUAUACAAGCUCGAGAACAAGAGAAGGAAGAGGAGACUGGAAUCAAAUAUUUUGAUGAGCUCUUUGUAAGGUCCUUCUUUCAAGUUUCAGUCAUUGACAACAAGGAGAUAUUCAACAUGCAUGAUCUUAUCCAUGACUUGGCACUAUCGAUUUCAAGCCCCAGUUGUUGUCUAAUUAAUGAUAAUGAGCCAUACAAUUUCUGA